Messenger RNA from Alligator mississippiensis (American alligator), 1906 nucleotides. RefSeq names its product magnesium transporter NIPA2. Gene Ontology annotation, cellular component: membrane. Lineage: Eukaryota; Metazoa; Chordata; Crocodylia; Alligatoridae. Gene Ontology annotation, molecular function: magnesium ion transmembrane transporter activity. Gene Ontology annotation, biological process: magnesium ion transport. The transcript has 5 exons. The coding region runs from base 35 to 1120 and encodes 361 amino acids. The record is from RefSeq and is a predicted model, not a curated record.
CCCGCCCCGGAGUGACGUCACGGGCUGGGUCGCGAUGGAGGGCGCGCGGGGGCGCCGCGACUUCUACCUGGGGCUGGGGCUGGCGCUCGGUUCCUGCGGCUUCAUCGGCGUCAGCUUCGUCCUCAAGAAGAAGGGGCUGCUACGCCUGGCCGCCCGCGGCGCCGCCCGCGCGGGGCACGGAAGCCACGCCUACCUGCGCGAGUGGCUGUGGUGGGCCGGGCUGUUAUGCAUGGGAAUUGGAGAAGCAGUGAAUUUUGCUGCAUAUGCCUUUGCCCCAGCAACAGUGGUAACACCGUUGGGCGCAUUAAGUGUUCUAGUUAGCGCGGUUUUGUCAUCCUCCUUUCUGAACGAACGACUGAACAUCCAUGGGAAGAUUGGCUGCAUCCUAAGUAUCCUGGGCUCUACAGUGAUGGUUAUCCAUGCUCCACAAGAAGAGGAAGUAUCCAGCUUGGAAUCAAUGGCAGAGAAGCUUAAAGAUCCAGGAUUCAUUGUCUUCGCUAUGUGUGUGCUGGUGAGCUCCAUUCUCCUCAUCUUCGUGGCUGGGCCUCGUUAUGGUAGGAGCAAUGUCUUAGUAUAUGUUUUGGUCUGCUCUGCCAUUGGCUCUCUCUCCGUGUCCUGUGUCAAGGGCCUGGGCAUUGCACUCAAAGAACUGUUUGCUGGCAAGCCAGUGCUGAAAGAACCACUGAUAUGGGUGCUACCAGCUUGCCUGGGGGUCUGUGUCAGUGUCCAGAUCAAUUACCUGAACAAGGCUUUGGACAUCUUCAAUACAUCUGUGGUCACGCCAGUUUACUAUGUCCUGUUCACCACAGCUGUCGUGAUGUGUUCAGCCAUUCUUUUCAAGGAGUGGCAACACAUGGCCCUGGACAACAUAAUUGGCACGAUAAGUGGCUUCCUCACCAUAGUCUCUGGCAUUUUCCUUCUACAUGCCUUCAGAGACAUGCCCUUUACCCCAGACCUGCUGCCCCUCUUCCUAAGGCAAGGAGGGGCAGACCUGCAUACCUCAUCUUGGAGGGGGUCAGAAAGGCACCAGUUAUGUCUACAUCAGCCCCUUCUGGUCCCAGAGGACAUCCAUAAAGGUUCUCAAAGUGUAGAAGAGGACGAGGAAGUAGGAAGUGUAUGAAUGCUUGCAAAACAACAAAACUUUAACAACCACUACUAGAUGCCUGAGAAGCCUUGAAUUGCUACUGGUAGUUUUUUAGUCCUGCUACUGAUCUCCACUUUGGUCUGAUGCAGCAAGCUCAAAUGAACAUCACCAGCUCCAACUGUUGCCGGGAGUAAACAAGCAUCAUGUUUAUCAGUGAACUGUGAUCUCCCACUGGUAAUGGACCUGAAUAUCGUGCCAGGAGACUUGACUAGCUUCCAGGUGCUCAGAACACCAGACCUGGGCAAAACACCUACCAGUGUAUUCUGGUUCCUUCUCAGUGUGUUCCUCUCUAUCAGAAUGUGCUGUGGUUGCUGCUCUACUACUGAGGCAUAAGUCUAUGGAUGUAUGAAGCAACCUGGCAAUAAUUAUAAUAACCCUUUUUGAAUGUAAAAACCAUUUUAGGUGGCCUUAAACAUUUUUUUUUAUAUUGAAAGUCUAACUUUUGCAAAGUAUUCUGAAGGGCUGAUCCUUACAGUGUUAUUGCUGCACCUAUAGCAACACAGGUGACUCAAGUGUUUUAACGUUGGAAGUAUUCAGUAUGUUUCAGAAGUUCAUUUGUACAGCCUUAAAGUGCCUUCUCUGCUCACUUUAAGAGGUUAUUUACUGACUCAAAAUCAAGAGCAGGACUAGAUAAACUCUGCAGUGGUGCUAUCCUGGCUCUUUGAAUCUGGUUCCUUUGUGAAGUGUGACUCCUUUCUGGUAUGUUUCACUGGGAAGGGAAUAUGUCCAUUUACCAUAAUUGAUUAAAACAGAUUUGCUCCA